This is a messenger RNA of Halichondria panicea, 1248 nucleotides long. RefSeq lists its product as uncharacterized. Gene Ontology annotation, molecular function: protein binding. Lineage: Eukaryota; Metazoa; Porifera; Demospongiae; Suberitida; Halichondriidae. Gene Ontology annotation, biological process: signal transduction. The record is from RefSeq and is a predicted model, not a curated record. The transcript has a single exon. Bases 161 to 1189 code for a protein of 342 amino acids.
CAUCUGAUCCAUGCAGCCCUAUACAUCCUAGUAGUUCUAAAGUAACAUAAGACACAAAUACCACUUAGUCAACACAUACCUGUGUGACUCACCCACACAAGAAAGCAUUAGUUUUAGUACUAGCUAUACAUGUAGCUAGUUCCUAACUUGAGGGUCAGAGAUGUCAGGACAACAAAGAGGAAAUGGACAACUAACUAUGGACACACUGAUGAUAAAUACAGGACUAACAUACAAGCAAGUCAACCAAGAAAUUGUUGAGACUGAUUUUCCUGGAAUAGCCCAUCUAUUCAACUGUAUAGAUGAUCUUUGUGACCAGUUUGAGCUCUCUAAUGCAGAUAAGGAAGAUGUCAGAAGAUUACGGAAUUUCGAAAGUACAGAAGCAGCAAAUAAAGAAGCUCUAAGAAAAUGGAUAAAGAAAUGCCGACAUGAGGCUACAUUCAAGAACCUUCUCAUUAUCUUAUUGAAGCUUAGGAGAGAAGAAAUUACUAGAAAGGUGGCCCAUUAUGUUGCCAACAGACCACCAAGGCCAGAGGAGAGAAAAGAAAAACAAAGCUACUAUUUCAUUUCAACGGUUGCAGUCAUAUUAGUAGUCACACUAGCCAUUGGCAUCGUUUAUUGGAUACCGUGCAAUGAAGAUCAAUCGAUUCCAUAUACAGUACCUCCAUAUACAGUACCUCCAUAUAGAGUACCAACCCCUAACCUCAAAAUAACCAAUGAUCAGUACAAGGAGAAUUAUACUUUUAAAGGAUUACCAGUUCUCAAAAUGAUCGACUUUAAGCAGUACAAGGCUAAUUAUACUAAAUGGUGGUCCCCUCCAGUCUACACCCACCAUCACGGCUACAAGAUCUGUCUCGGUGUGCGUGCUAGCGGCUGGCGCACUGGUGAAAGAACACACAUCUCUGUGUUUGUGCACUUCAUGAGAGGAGAGUUUGACGAUUCUUUGAAUUGGCCGUUUCGAGGCAAUAUAUCCGUCAGACUAAUAGAUCAGCUCCGUGGAGAAGAUCACUGGGAUCAAAUAAUUGAUUACAAUUACUGGACGGAUAGCAAGACUGAUGACAGAGUAACUGACAGAGAUAGGGCAGAAUUGGGUUGGGGAAUAUAUAAGUUCAUCAAGCAAUCUGAACUAAAACCCAACUAUUUGUUAGACAACACACUUCUGUUUCAGAUACACAAGUGUAGCAUUGAAUGAAUCUUUCUUUUGUGUUUAGAUAGAUCUUACUGGUUUCCAAAUGCAAUAUCAAUCUUAUG